CGCGCAUAUCCUCCACGACAUCCCUCAAGACUCCACCACCAUGCCCAGCAACAAGGUCAAGGCUUACGAGCUCCAAUCCAAGUCGAAGAAUGACUUGUCGAAGCAGCUCACCGAGCUUAAGAAUGAGCUCCUGACCCUGCGGGUACAGAAAAUCGCCGGUGGUUCCGCGGCAAAGUUGACCAAGAUCAACACUGUCCGCAAGUCGAUCGCGCGUGUCUUGACCGUCAUGAACCAAAAGCAGCGACAAAACCUGCGCGAGUUCUACAAGAACAAGAAGUACCUGCCUCUCGACCUCCGACCGAAGAAGACGCGGGCGAUCAGACGGCGAUUGACACCUCACGAGAAGUCGCUCAAGACCCUCAAGCAGCGCAAGAAAGACAUCCACUUCCCGCUGAGGAAGUACGCUGUCAAGGCAGCAUGAGCAAUGGCGGUGUCAGAGGGAGGUCGCGGAGCGGGGUGUUGUUCUGACUUUAUUCUUUCUGUGUAUGCCGUACGCCACUACCAACUCGCCAUGCGAUACUAUGGCAUGUUUUCAUGCGCACGCUC
Postia placenta MAD-698-R-SB12 is the source of this 546-nucleotide messenger RNA. RefSeq lists its product as hypothetical. The coding region runs from base 41 to 421 and encodes 126 amino acids. The transcript has 5 exons. The record is from RefSeq and is a predicted model, not a curated record. Lineage: Eukaryota; Fungi; Basidiomycota; Agaricomycetes; Polyporales; Adustoporiaceae. Gene Ontology annotation, molecular function: structural constituent of ribosome; mRNA binding. Gene Ontology annotation, biological process: maturation of LSU-rRNA from tricistronic rRNA transcript (SSU-rRNA, 5.8S rRNA, LSU-rRNA); translation. Gene Ontology annotation, cellular component: ribosome; cytosolic large ribosomal subunit.